Messenger RNA from Leptomonas pyrrhocoris, 2534 nucleotides. RefSeq lists its product as hypothetical. The record is from RefSeq and is a predicted model, not a curated record. Gene Ontology annotation, biological process: magnesium ion homeostasis. The transcript has a single exon. Bases 273 to 2534 code for a protein of 753 amino acids. NCBI's taxonomy places the organism in Eukaryota, Euglenozoa, Kinetoplastea, Trypanosomatida, Trypanosomatidae.
GCGCAUCCCUGUGCCUUUUCUUUCACCGGUGCCGUUCUACGCAACGCUCCUUCUUACCCGUUCUCGAUGAACCGUAGUCGCUUGUGGGGUGACACAGUCUUUGCAUCUUUGUAUGUGUUUCGUAGGCGCGUUAUUUGACUUACCAAAGCCUGCCUCUUAUUUUGUUUUGUUUUCCUCUUCCCUUGAAAACUUCACUGCCGCUAACUCACACUUCUCCUCCUCCGCGACUUGAUUUCCUCCUUUUUCUGUGUAUAUUCCGUUUGAUCGCCGUGAUGGGAGCCUUGCUGCUCGACCGCGCUCGUGCCGCCAACGUGCGGAAGAUUCGUGCAUGUCUUAUGUUUGGUGCGUAUAUGUGCCUCAUCGCCGCUGCACUCUGCGCGAACGGUGUGAUGAGCCAGAAGGACGCGACAGAUGCCGCGAAGAAGAAGCUGGAGAAUGAGCGUUGGAAGCAGACGAAGCGCGUCUACUCGCUUCUCGACCACUGUCUGCGCAUCUGCAUGUUUGCUUUUCUCUCCGCCGUCUUCGCCGGCCUUACACUGGGCGUGAUGUGCGCCAACACCUUCACGCUGGAGAUCAUCGCAGAGAGCGGGCCGCUGCCGGACUGCACGUACGCCGCAACGGUGCUCCCGCUCCGCAAGCAAGGCCACAAAACGCUCUGCACCUUGAUCAUCACCAAUAUGCUGUGCAACGUGCUUAUUGUGCAGGAGUUCAGCGAAGUGUUUGACGUGAUUGAGGCGAUCCAGACGCGCGGCUCGUCUACGCACGUGGUGGACGACAGCGGCUCCGCGCUUUACAAGUUCAUCGUCAGCACCUUCAUUAUUGUGGUCUUCGCUGAGAUCUUGCCCAUGUCGAUCUGCCGCUCCAAGCACUCGCUGCGUGUCGCCGCGGCGGGGUCGAUCUUCGUGAAGGUGGCAAUGAUUCUCACCUACCCGAUCUCCGCCUCCCUGGGCUGGUUCCUCGACAAGGUCGUCGGCUCGGAGGAGACCGGCCUGCUGUACGACAAGAAGGAGCUGCGCAAGCUGAUGGUGAUGCACUACGAGCGGGAGGGGCUGAGCGACGCAAACAUGGCCACCUCGGAGUUGAACCUGAUGCUGGCGACCAUGGACUUCCACGAGCGCAAAGUGUGCGACAUCAUGACCCCGCUGGCGGAGAUGACCUACGUGCAGGAGACUGACCUCAUCACGCCGGACUUCGUGGAGCGGCUGUGGAUGUCGGGGCGCUCGCGGGUGCCGGUGGAGUCGGCCCCAGGCGUCUUCGAGCACAUCCUCGUUGUGAAGGACUUAAUGACAGUCAACGUGUCGAACGAGUUUGCGCCGCUGACGGUGGCGCAGGUGGUGAAGGCGAAGGACCGCCUCUUCGCGAUGGUGUGCUCGAACACGCUGCUGCCGUCGAUGCUGAAGUUUUUUCUCGAGGCGCAGACGCACAUGGCGGUGGUGUUUGAGGAGGUGACGAACGCGUCAGGGGCGACGGUGGGGCCGUGCUUUGUGACGGACUUCGACCUCGCUCACCGGACCUCCGCGCCGCACCGCAGCUUUGGCGGAACCGCACCGAAGAUCAUCGGCAUCGUGACGCUGGAGGACGUCGUCGAGGAGCUCAUUUCGGCGGAGAUUUACGACGAGUACGACCGCUACGAGCCGGUCGAGCACGCCACUCGGUACAACUCGCUGGAUAUUCCCGGGAAUGGGAGGCACCCGCACCAGCUGAACGUGCCGCGGGAGCCGGAGAAGCCACCGCGAGUGAACUUCUACUCCUACCUCACCCACCCAACGGAGGAGAUCCCGCUGACAGAGGCGCAGGUGUGGGCCGUUGCUUACUUUCUGAACCGCGCCGUGGAGUGCUUCUACGCGUGGCAGCCGCCCUUCAUCAAGCUGCUGCUGGACGAGUGCAAGGACAUUCAAAUCUUGAGUCCGCCGGAGAGGCAGGCGAACAGCGUGACCGAGGCGCCGCUGAGGACCCCGCUGGAGCCUUCCAUGGACACGACCCACAGCGCCGCCAGCUCCUUCUACGGUGGACGCGGCAGCAGCUUCGCGGCGCCGUCCCUCUACCGCGGCGACCACAGGCAGUUCAUCAACGCCGCAGCGGACGAGUCGCACAUUUUAUACAAGCGCGGCAUCCGCACCGAUAAGUUCCUCCUCGUGCUCGGCGGCCGCGUCGAACUCCUCGUCGGCUCGGAGAACUUCCGCUCGAAGCUGCAGAGCUUCAACUACAUCGGCGAGGAGGCCCUCACGAUGCCGUUCUUUGUGCCGGACUUCAGCGCUAUCGUCACCGCCGCGGCGCGUGUCUACUGCAUUCCGAAGGAGCUGUAUGAGAAGUACUUGUCCUACCAGACGAUUAGUCGCCAUCGCAACAACAACGUCCGCAUCCUCGGCCCCGGUUCACCCCUCACGAUUCGUCUCUCACCGGCACGCAGCACCUUUAACCCGUCGCCGGCCCCUGAGAAGGAGAGUCUUCUGGGCUCUCAAUCGGAGGGCAGCCAUCACCACAGUCCGCGAGGGCAGCCGUACGGCACCUUCAGCUCGAAGAAGACGUCGUAG